AUGUCGGCCGACGCCGCGCCGGGCGGCCUCGGCAUGGGCCGCACGCUUGUGCGCAUGCUCUCCCUGCGCUCCGGCGGCGAGCCCACCUACGACCGCCGGGGCGCCCUGCUGCAGGGCAGCUGCAGCCAGCACCAGGACGUCACGUGGAUCGUGUCCCAGAUGCGCGACGGCGACGAGUCGUGCCAGGAGCAGGCCACGGCGCUUCUGGCCGAUCUCGCCGAAACCAACGAAGCGGUGCUCGACGCCUUCAUCAAUGAGGGCGGCCUGCAGCCGCUGAUCCACAUCCUGGGCGACGGCAGCGACCCGGCCAAGGAGUGCGCGACGGUCGUCGUGGCCGUUCUGGCCCAAUCGCCGGAGCGCGGCGCGGCAUUUGUGGACGCAGGGGGCAUGAAGACGCUGGUGGGCAGGCCCCUGACUUCCAAGAACGCCUACAGGCGGAAGCGCGCGCUGUGGGCGACCGUGAAGCUGAUGAAGCUGCAGGGAGCAGUCGUGGUGGCCCAGGUGGCCGAGUUCGGCGGCAUCCCACCCCUGGCCAACCUCGCGGGCACUGGAGACAAGGAGGACCGCAAGCGCGCGGCCCGCGCCCUGUGCAUUCUCUCCGAGGCGCCACCGCCGAUCCCCGCGAUAAUGGCAAGGGAUGGGGGUGUGCGGGUGAUGCUCAAGCUGUCCGAGGCGAUCAGCGACAAGCAGAGGGUGCUGGCGGCCCGGGCGCUGGCCAAGUUCAGCGAAGGGAGGGAGGGGCAGGACGAGCUGGUGACCCUGGGGGGGAUCGCGCCACUGCUCAAGAUGCUUGGGGACCCCGACGAGGAGGAGUGCCGCUGCAAGGCGGCCUACGCGCUGGCCAACCUGAGCAUGCGGUCCAGGGCCAGGCGGGUGAUGCGGCGCAACGGGGCGAUCAACGAGCUGGUGGAAGUGCUGGAGGAGUUCGAGAAGUCGCCCGGGGAGGUGGCGAUGGCGGCGUGCGCGCUGUGCAACAUGGCGCAGGAGGAGGGGAACAGGGAUGCGAUUGUGGACCGGGGGGCCGUGCCCCAUCUGAUGAAGAUAGUGGAAGUGGCGGAGGACGGGUCACAGAAGAUGGCGCUGGCGGCGCUGGGCAACCUGGCCCGCAGCAAGAGGCCACGCAACGCGAUCGUGAGGUGGGAGGGCGGGGCGGGGGUCACGCUGGUGGUGGAGCGGCUGACCGAUCAGGACAAGGUGAAGGUGCACCAAGCAGUGCGGCUGGUGGCCAAUCUGGCCAUCAGCAGGGCCGCCCACGAGACCAUUGAAGAGGCGGGGGCGAUCCGGCACAUGGUGCCCCUUGUGCAGUCCGAGUGGCCAGAAACGCGGAGGCUGGUGGCGGGGUGCCUGGCAUCGUUGGCUGUGCACCCAGAGUGCAAGAAGGACAUCGUCAACCAUGGUGCGAUCCCUGGGCUGGUGGCGAUGUUGUCGGGGGACAACCAGGAGCAGGCGGCCUAUGCGAUUGCCACACUGCUGGAUGGUGUUGAAGCUCUUGUUCCUGAGAUCAGGGAGAGCAUCGUUGCUGGCAUUGCUGCAGGUGAUGGCAUCCCCCUCCUCGCGUCACUGCUGGCUUCGAAAUCAGGGUAUGCAAGUUUGCAUGCUGCUCAUGCUGUUGCAAGCCUGUCAGAAUCCACAACAGAGAUCAGGAAGGAGAUCGGGCACUCUGAGGCAGUACUGAACUUGGCAGACCUUCUUGUCGAGGAGAAUGUAGAGCUGAGGGUGAGUGCUGUCAGGGCGUUGGCAAAUCUGGCACUUGUGGAAGGGAACCAGGAGGCCAUCGCUCAGAGUGGAUGCAUCAGAUGGCUGAUCCACUUGCUGCACACAGGUGAUGAGAAGUGUCGAGAUCUGGCAGCAUCAGCCCUCUCCAACGUGACCUUUUCGUAUGAGGACGACCAGCGGCGCUUGCGCGUGGCAGCGGCGCUCAGGAAGGCGGAGAGAAACCGCCCCAACAGUAACCUGACGACCAGUGGGACGGCGAAGAGCCAAUGUGAUGGUGCCUCCUCUUCGCGAGACGGCAGUGAGUCUUCGGCUGCAGCGGUCAUCAGCGGCUGGUUCAGCAGGGUGAAUGAGAAAUCACCGCUUGAGCCAGUUGAGCUGGACAAUCUGAAGUGCCUUCCGGAUCGCCUGCUGCAGGCCAUUGCGAUGGAAAUUGGGAAAGGGGCGGCGCAGGGGAAGUAA
Ostreobium quekettii is the source of this 2175-nucleotide messenger RNA. Lineage: Eukaryota; Viridiplantae; Chlorophyta; Ulvophyceae; Bryopsidales; Ostreobiaceae. The record is from the annotation of a GenBank genome assembly.